Molecule: messenger RNA, 576 nt
Organism: Puma concolor (puma)
Lineage: Eukaryota; Metazoa; Chordata; Mammalia; Carnivora; Felidae
Source: RefSeq, a predicted model, not a curated record
AUGGGAUAUAAGUUACAGGAUCUCACUGAUGUCCAGAUCAUGGCUCGUCUCCAAGAAGAAAACAAGCUCCGAAGAAGUAUGCCUAAUCUAGCUCGGAUGCCAAGUACAACUGCUGUUAGUAGCAAUGCAAGUUCUCCAGUCGCCGUGAGAAACAGUCAGAGUUUUGACUCAAGUUUGCAUGGAGCUGGGAACGGGAUUUCAAGAAUACAGUCUUGCAUUCCAUCCCCGGGACAGCUUCAGCACAGAAUCCACAGCGUGGGCCAUUUCCCAGUGUCCGUCCGACAGCCUCUGAAAGCCACAGCCUACGUGAGCCCCACCGUUCAAGGCAGCAGCAGCAUGCCUGUAUCCAACGGCCUGCAGUUAUAUUCCAGCACGGGGAUCCCCGCGCCAAACAAAGCUGCGGCUUCUGGGAUAAUGGGCCGCAGUGCUCUUCCGAGACCUUCACUGGCAAUAAAUGGGAGUAACCUGCCUCGAAGCAAAAUUGCACAGCCUGUUAGAAGUUUCCUUCAGCCUCCAAAGCCUCUGUCUUCACUCAGCACGCUGAGGGAUGGAAACUGGAGAGACGGUUGCUACUGA